Molecule: messenger RNA, 882 nt
Organism: Myiozetetes cayanensis
Lineage: Eukaryota; Metazoa; Chordata; Aves; Passeriformes; Tyrannidae
Product: gap junction beta-3 protein-like
Exons: 2
Coding region: 1-774 (257 amino acids)
Biological process (GO): cell communication
Cellular component (GO): connexin complex
Source: RefSeq, a predicted model, not a curated record
AUGGAUUGGAAAACACUGCAGGCACUGCUCAGCGGGGUCAACAAGUACUCCACAGCCUUUGGCCGCAUCUGGCUCUCCGUGGUCUUCGUCUUCCGCGUCCUGGUCUACGUGGUGGCGGCAGAGCGCGUGUGGGGGGACGAGCAGAAGGACUUUGACUGCAACACGCGACAACCAGGCUGCACCAACGUCUGCUAUGACUACUUCUUCCCCAUUUCCCACAUCCGCCUCUGGGCCCUGCAGCUCAUCUUCGUCACUUGUCCUUCCCUCCUGGUCAUCAUGCACGUGGCCUACCGCGAGGACCGCGAGAAGAAGAACCGGGAGAAGAACGGGGAGAACUGCCCCAAGCUCUACAGCAACACGGGCAAGAAGCACGGCGGGCUGUGGUGGACCUACCUGCUCAGCCUCUUCUUCAAGCUUAUCAUAGAGAUCCUGUUCCUCUACCUCCUCCACAAGAUGUGGGACAGCUUCGACUUGCCACGGCUGGUCAAGUGCACCAACCUGGAUCCCUGCCCCAACACCGUGGACUGCUACAUCGCUCGGCCAACCGAGAAAAGGGUCUUCAGCUAUUUCAUGGUUGGAGCCUCCUCCAUCUGCAUCAUCCUCACCGUCUGUGAGAUCUUCUACCUCAUCUUCAAGCGAGUUGUCCGGAGUGCACGGAAGUGGAAGAAAUCCACCAAGCGCUCCGUCAGCUACAGCAAGGCCUCCACCUGCCACUGCCACCUCAAGUCGGAGGAGAAGGACAACAAGUCCCAGACUAGAGGAGAGGAGCUGUGAGCUCACCCGUCCCAGCUGGUUCACAUUCCCCUUGGCCUAGCAGCUUUUCCAGCCACCCCUGAACCCUCAAGAGUCAACCUGUGUGAAAAGUGACUAAACCCAACAGCU